UUCGAGGCUACAUGGAGGAGUUUGGUUGUAGGAAGAAGCUGCAGCAGUGAAAGAAGCGGAUUUAAAGUUUAUCUGACACCAAGUUGGAUUCAUGUGAGCCACCGAAGGAUAUUAACACGCCAGCCAUGACUGUAAUAAUUGGGUUUGAGGGCAGUGCCAAUAAGAUCGGCAUCGGAAUCAUCAGGGAUGGAGAAGUUCUUUCCAAUCCUCGACGCACUUACAUCACACCUCCUGGUCAAGGAUUCAUGCCGAGCGACACGGCCAGGCACCACCGGGCCGUCAUACUGACCGUCCUGAAGGAGGCGCUGGAACAAGCAGGGCUCAAGCCUGCAGACAUCGACGGGGUGGCGUACACCAAAGGUCCUGGUAUGGGGGCCCCCUUGGUGACGGUGGCUCUGGUUGCUCGUACAGUCGCACAGCUUUGGGGGAAACCGCUGCUCGGGGUCAACCACUGUAUCGGACACAUUGAGAUGGGUCGACUCAUCACCAAAUCCGACAACCCCACCGUGCUCUAUGUCAGUGGGGGGAACACACAGGUUAUUGCGUACUCAGAGCGGCGGUACAGGAUAUUUGGGGAGACCAUCGACAUUGCUGUUGGAAACUGCUUGGACAGGUUCGCCAGAGUUAUAAAGAUUUCCAAUGACCCCAGUCCGGGCUACAACAUAGAGCAGAUGGCCAAAAAAGGGAGUCAAUAUGUGGAGCUGCCAUAUACUGUUAAAGGAAUGGACGUCUCAUUUUCUGGGAUUCUAUCCUACAUUGAGGAUGCUGCUAAUAAGAUGCUGAGCUCGGGUCAGUGUACAGCAGAGGACCUGUGUUUUUCACUGCAGGAGACAGUAUUCGCCAUGCUGGUGGAGAUCACAGAGAGGGCCAUGGCUCACUGCAACUCACAAGAGGUCCUCAUCGUCGGGGGGGUUGGCUGUAACAUGCGUCUGCAGAAGAUGAUGGAGGUGAUGUGUCAGGAGCGAGGAGCGAAGCUGUUUGCCACAGAUGAACGAUUCUGCAUAGACAACGGAGCAAUGAUUGCUCAAGCUGGCUGGGAGAUGUUCCGGUCCGGUCAGGUGACGGAGCUGGAAGACUCAUGGAUAACACAAAGGUACAGAACAGAUGAAGUGGAGGUGACGUGGAGAGACUGACUGAUGGACUAGAGACAUGUCUGUUAUGACUGGAGAGCAGUGCAGCUGGCAUCUGAACACUCACUUCAACUCGGCUGCAUUCGACAUGAAGAGCUACUCAGUCAAAUUAGGCCAAACAUCGAAUGGCUUCCACUUCACUUGUGUUUAAGGACAAGUCUUUGUUUUUCUUGUGAACAAAUCCAAUGAAAAGGCCAAACCCAACAUUGAGCUGAUCCUAACAAGAAUUAUGUAUGCAAAGACUGUCAUACAGUGCCAUGAGAUGUUUGAAUGCAAAUCUUAGUUUCCCAACCACUGCACACCUUCCUUGAGUCACAUUUGCUAAACGCUCCAGUGCUCAUCUGUUACUGAGUAUUUUUUUAAAUCGUGGAUAGGGAUUUGUAUUCAGAGAUGUUAGAUUUCUUUUACAUGGUAUUUAACACUAUAAAUGGAUUUUCAGCUUUACCAUUAAUGGGAUAGUUCAUCCACAAAUGAAAAUCCAUUUAUCUACUCACCCCUAGGCCGUUUGAGUCCACAAAACAGGAGCAAACUUUGUUAGAAUCCAAUACAAUUUAAGUCAAAGGUGAGUCCUGGUGAGAGAAAGGUUUCGUUCCCUCCUGCAAAACCUCUUCUGGUCCUUGGAGGUGGUGCAGUUUUCCUUCUGACCUGUCCAGGCUUGAAGCAGCUUGUAUUUUAACAGAGGCUGUGUGUGGGUAAUAAAACGGACUAAGAUGGAAAAUAUCACGUUUAUUCAUUUUUAUUGAGCAAUACCGUUCACUUACAUUUUCCCCUUCUCCAGUGUAAAUUUUUUUAUUCAAUAAAUUUUCUUUUCAAAAAUCAA
Molecule: messenger RNA, 1950 nt
Organism: Limanda limanda (common dab)
Lineage: Eukaryota; Metazoa; Chordata; Actinopteri; Pleuronectiformes; Pleuronectidae
Gene: osgep
Product: O-sialoglycoprotein endopeptidase
Exons: 12
Coding region: 126-1133 (335 amino acids)
Biological process (GO): tRNA threonylcarbamoyladenosine modification
Cellular component (GO): EKC/KEOPS complex; cytoplasm
Source: RefSeq, a predicted model, not a curated record